AUGGCGAGAGGAAAAACAAAGAAGUAAGUGGAAAGGUUAUUGUUUAAUUUCACUCUGUAAACUUUUCAAUGUGACAUUUGGUUAGGCCAAGUUGCGCCUGAGUCGAUAUGAAGUUAAACUGGUAGUAUUAGCUUCAGUUCAACUUCAUAUCGACUCAGCGCUCGAUGGCCUGACCAUAUGACAAAUUGAAAAAGCACGAAGCGAAAUUAAACAAUUGUCUUCUCGUCUCCUCGCCAUCGUCUUCUGUGCCUACUAGAUUGUAUAACACUGGUGCAUCAUCAUUAUUGAUCCCCGGCAACUUACUUCCAUUGUGACUUUUUUUAUUUGCAUCCUUUUAUUUUCGCAGUAAGUUUUUUUUUUUUAUCCAUCACCACUUAACUUGUGGCUUUUUUUUUUUUUAAUUUGCAGCAGGCUUUGGUUUCUCUUUUUUUUGCAUCACUAACUUCCGGCAGUGGCGGUUCUCGGCCACCGUACAUUAUAGUUAAGUCAGUAAACGAACCAACCACAGGUAUAUCACUUAGCUCUGACACAUGAGUAGAGGUUUUCCUGUAAUUCCCAUUCUACCAUUACACCAUGAACGCAGCGUCAGCCCGCGUGCACGUUACAGCGCGCACGCGAAGGGAGGACCCUGAUCGAGUUUUGCAUCACGGGUGGGUGGGACGUCUGGGCAGCUGUAACUUAUAAAGUGGUCCUGUGACGUCCCCACCCCUCGUCGAGCUGCUCCACUCGCGUCAGCCGUCUUCAGGACAGGUAAGGUGAACCUCAGAGACCUGUUCUAGUCGUAUGAUCAGGAUGCAGACACGGUAUGUUUGUUAGACUGGAGUUUUGACUGUAGCGGUGGCCGCUGUGUCUGUGUGCUGGGUGUGCCCACCAACUUCGUGCCAGGUCGGCUGUUAAACUUGCUAAGAGCUUUGCUUCCUGGAACACUUUCGAUACCGUUUCUUUACUUUUUUCAGCUCUUUCAAACAAUCCUGAGCAUUAGAUCACACAUGUUUAAUUUGAAGCUUCAUGAAGUACAUUACCAUUACACCAAUAACCUUGGGAAUGUUACUUUAAUGUACAGUUUGUCCUAUCUUUACUUUACGUUGAAGGGAACACCUCCACUAUUGCACAACUGAAAUAGAUUUUCAGACCAAGAUGUUUAUGAUCACUUACAGUCAAAAAAUAGAAGCAUUAAGAAAUAAAUAUUUUUGGAGUUAAACUUCUUUUUAGAUCACUUUCUCAUCUAGGAUACUCAGACAUGUGAAAACUGAUAAUGAAAUUGUCUCUCAAGCGUGGACAUGCACAGAUUUUGUUUAUUUACUAAAAUGUAAAUUCUGUCUCUUGUUACACUUGUGACUAGAUCCUUUUGUGUUGGCUCGUGGUCUGUGCUCCAUAGAUAAAUGAAUGAAGUUUACCAUAGACAUGGUGUGGAGUGUUUGUGUGUGUAGGAGUCACCUGUCAUGUGUUUACAUCACAAAUAUCUCGGGUGUGGCUGUUGACUUACAUAAAUUGAGGUUAACUUUUUUUUAGCUAAUGUUUCCAAUGUCAGAGUAGAUUUGUCGAAGAUGUUAAACAAACUUUCAUGUUUUCUGUGUAAAUACUUGCUAGUCAUGUGAGUUAUUGCCAUAAUGCUUGUAUGCAGUGUAACUUCUUGUUUUUUUUAAAGAAAACAGAAGUCGUCUCCAUGCUUUUUGACACACAUAAGAAGACCGUGUCAUGAUGUCAAACCAUGCAAACUGAUCUCUCCUGCCAAAACCCCCUCUACCUUUCCUCGUUGGAGUAAUUACAGGUGUUUCCAAACAAGCUUGAGCUUAAUUAGAUUAGCUGUCAGGACCCUCACGCAGUUGUGGGACACUAAAGAACCUUUAACCACACAAGUGUGACAGAAACCCUCUGUGUGAUGGAGACCUGCAUACAAUAUUGAUCAGAGGUUAAUGAGGGUCACACUCUCAAUGGGAAGCAUUUACUGCCUCCAAACCUGAUGACCGGCAGUUCAUUACGUCCUUGUGUGUUAAAACAGAGUGGUGUCGUUUGUUGUGUAUCUAACUACUGUUUGUUAUUUUGUUUAUUUUUUUGUAGUUUUCUUUAUCUCCAGAAAUCCACACUCUCGUGCUCCACUCCACAAUGGCAGCGGUAAGUGUCCAAAAGCUGCUGUGCCACCAAUGCUUGAGGAAAGAGGUGUAGAGUCAUGCAGUCAGAGGUGUAGAUACUCAAUUUCUCUUACAUAAGUUAAGGUUUGUCUGUGUCACAGAGCCGGUCACCCAGUCAUUGUUGUUUUCAGAUAAUAUCAGAUGCCUAUUUAGCAGUCAAAGAUAUUUUGUCUUACCCUUUUAUGGACAUCAUUUACAUUUAUUUGCAUUGUCACCAACAGAAACUCUGCUCUUUUGUUUGGUUUUAUAGACUGUAGCAGUAAUAUUGUAUUAUGUUUAUUAUUUCAGCUUCAUCAUAAAUUGGAAUCAUUUGUUACGGCUCACAGUUGCAGCUUACGUCUCAUGUAAUUCAUCCUAAGUGUUUAAAUUCCAACUGAUAGACAGUGUGGAGUUGAAUCUAUAGUUUUUUCCUUAAUGUGAUGCCAGGAUACAACUAUUUUAGUUGUUGUGUAAUAUAUUUAUUUCCUUUUGAAAUGUAUAUUUUUAAAUUGUUACUGAAAGAGAAAUGCAAAUGUUACCAGUCUUCUCUGGCUUCACCUUUAAUUUUAGAAUCACUUUUGAAACUAAAUCGAGUCCCUCCUUCUCGUCAAACAUUUGUAUUUGCCUUGGUUUGAUUGGACAUCUGAAGAAAGACAGGGACAGUUGACAAGAGAGUGUUAGGGGGAGACAUGCAGCUAAAGGUCAUGGCUAGAGGUCAAACCAACGUCCCCUCUGAUGAGGCCUAUAGCCUCAGUACACAGCGUGCUUCUGUUAGGCCAACUACUGCCCCAUUUAUCAGACCAUAAAUCCAUUACAGUCUUGCACUAUCACUUAGGUCCUCUGGGUGGGGCUUUGCACAAACUCAGGGUAACCAUACUUUUUCAGAUCGGGUGGCACCAACUUUCCUUACAUAUCAUAUGCUCAACUUAUGAUUCCAAACAAGUUAAAGUGAUUUCAUGUGAUUUUUAAAUGAACUAGCACAUAAUCAUGUUUGUGCGAAUAUCACGAUCUUUUACAGCUUUUUCUCGAUUUUAUUUUGCCCUUGUCUGUGAAGCACUGCGGUCAGCUACUGCUAUUUAUAACAUGCUAUACAAAUAAAAUUUGACUUGACAUGAGAUGCCUCAUACUUACCUAUAAAGUCAUCCACAGUCCAUGUGCUGUACGCUGCAAAAUUCCUCCAUUAAACUUAAGUCAACGUGCAGUUGGCCACCACACUUGUUGGGAUGUCACUCAGUCACGCUGACACGAGUAUGACACCUGGAACUCUGAAGCUGUUUUCAAAACAUCUCAUGAAUAAUAUUACAAAGUGAGGGUAAAAGAUUGAAGUCAAGUCUCAUAAAUUGGUGCACUUGUCUAAGAGGAUUUGGAGCUUUUUUUUCUUCUUAUGAUCUACUUCUGUGUAAUAGAUUAAUGGCUUAAUGGAUGAUGUGUCUGUCCAACUAGAUUGGAAACAGAGGAACAGUGACCGAGGCGGCUGGUUUUGACCCAGAGGCAGAUGCCCAGCGGCUCAGAGGAGCCAUGAAGGGAGCUGGUGAGUGAUCCAGACACCGUCAUUAGCUAAAGAUAUUCUUACCGUGUCAUUAAGACUCAGCCUCUAUGAAGAAAAAAAUAUGAUUAAUCCUUCCUUUUCCUCUCCUCUAGGAAAGAAAAGUUGAAAUAUAUUCAGUGCUGUCAUGGCAGCUUUAAACACAAAGCUACCAUGGCAGCUUUAUGUUGAUCUGUUUUCUUUUCCAUUCUGUCGACUGAGUGUGUCCUUGUACUUUGCCUCACCUCUUCCCUCUCUACACGGAAGAGAGUCUUGACUUUGCUGAGCAGGCAGAAAGCGGUCAUAAAUUAAUUUCAUUUUGGCCUACACUGUUUUAAAUGUGAACAAGUAUGUAGGAGCCAUUGAAAGAGGUGUAUCUUUACUCACAUUCAACAGAGAUGUCUCUUUCUCUAUCAGCACACUCAUGGUGUGGAAUGUCAAUGCUGUUAGCCUUUGCUAGCAUAAUCAUAUCCCCCUGACUCCAGUUUGAGCUCUAUUACAAACAGAUGGUUUCCGUGACGAUGCAAACAAACAACUGGACAGUCUCGAGGGCUGCAGUGCUGGUUACCGUUUCUAUUGUCCAAAAAAAAAGAUUUAUGAAGCUCCGGCUGCAGGAAUAUAUUAUCUUCUAUCAUUUGUUAAGUUUAUAAGCUGUUAUAUUGUAUUUUUAUGCAGGCACUGAAGAGGCAACUAUCAUUGAGGUUCUGGCACACCGCACCAUUGCCCAGAGGCAGCGCAUCAAAGAGGCCUUCAAGCAAGCCGUGGGGAAGGUGAGACUUUUCACCGAGCUGUGCUCAGAGGUGGAAAACAAAGUCUUUUUUCAUAUGGAUUAAGAUGUCUUUCAUCACAAUCGGCGUACAUGCAACACACGAAGGAAAUAAAUGACAGCUAGAGCAUUGUGUUAGUUUAGCCCCCUCUACUAUUAUGUUAUAUCUUAGUCUUUUUGUACUUAAGGUGGGGCUGUGCUGUUCAAACAAAGAACUGAUAAUGUGCAAGGUAAUCAUUGACUGUGAGGCAUAAAUGAAUACCAUCUGUAAACAAACACUAGGACAGAGCGGGCAUUCUAAUCUCAGAAUUAAGGAAGGUUGCCUCAUCUAAAACCAAGUACACUGAACCCACAGAGGUAUGCUCCCACUGACUGCCUCUUUGUCUCACUCUUCUGUGGAUCAAUAUAUUAACCAAGAGGGAAGCAGGAAAUGUAAAUGACACUGAUAAGAUUACAUGAUAUAACUGAUAAACUACGCCGUGUGUGUUCGCCGGUCGAUAAAGUUAACUGAAAGUUCCUCUGAGGAAACGGCAGAAAAAGCAAAGAUAGAGAGUGAAUCCUUGCCGGUAGAAACAGUGAGUCAUGUUCCACACAGCGACGCCCACAUGUGGUCACACAGGCGAGCUGAGUGGAACAGCUUUCACAAAAUUGUGUCCAGAAACCACACCCUCUAGCGGGGACCCGAGCGCUGCAGCUGGAAUGUAUGAAGUCAUGUGUCAUGUCCACGCUGGCAGCUCUAGCCCAACAUAAACCCAACAUACUUCAACUCAUUUUAGAGUGAAAAUGAUCCGCUUUUAUCGCAGCCAAUCUUUCUGAUGAAUAAAAUAUCUGGGCACUGGGAAUAACCGGUGGACUGUUUCCAUGUUUUAUCUGUGUUUCCAUCCAUCAUCCUGCAGGACCUGGCUGAUGAGCUGUCGUCAGAGCUGAGUGGGAACUUCAGGAGCGUUGUUCUCGGUCUGCUGAUGCUGGCGCCGGUGUAUGAUGCCUACGAGCUGAGAUACGCGAUGAAGGUCAGGGUUUGAACUUUUUGCUUUUCUUUGCAGAAUCAGUUAGUCGUCUAAAAUAACAACCACAAGUUCACCCCCUAAAACUAGUACCUGUUCAACACCAACAGAUAUUUGACUCAACACAUGAGUUUCUGCCACCAUUAUUUUAAUAUAAGUUGUGUAUUCAUCCUCAGCAGAAAAUAGUCCUAAACAAAUAAAGAAAUUAGUCAUGUUUGAAAAGAAACUCUCCAGCUGUAUCAGGCUAUUAUUUAAUCUUUUUAAAUGAUGGUUUAUAUUUCAGAGAUAUCUUUAGUAUACUUGAGUGAAAAGGGUAAAUAAACCAGGGGCCUAACUCUACAGUGUGAAUCAUAAAUCAUCAUUGUGAUUAUGGUCUUCUUCUGGGAUUUCCUGACUAUAGGGACAAUAUCAAGCAGAGAAAACGAUAUUCCUUUAGUCUCUAAACUCAUACUGAAAAGCAUCACACCCUUUUGUGUCCUGUCUUUUGUCCUUUUUUGAAGUUUUUAUCUCUCUUUCUUCAUCACAGGGGGCUGGAACAGAAGAGGCCGCUCUCAUUGACAUCCUCGCUACAAGGUCAAACCAGGAAAUUAAAACCAUCAAUGCUUUCUACAAGAAAGGUACAUGUGUCUCACUUCUAUACAUAGCACCUCUGACUUCUGUUCACCAGGAGUUUCAGUGUCUGCAGUUACCUAUAGGUUGUGUAUGAUAUCUGAUACUGUGUAUCAGUGAGCAGCCCUCCUGUUCUUUGUUUGGAGAUUCAUUGACCUCCUUUUAUUAGCAAACAGUGGAUGGUAUAAAUUAUUUAUAGAAGCUGUUUUCCGCUUGCUCUGGGGCAGUUUUAUAGUUUGUUUGCUGUUCUGUGGCUGCAGUCACACAAACUGGAAAGUAUUGCCAGUGUUACCAUGUAUUAAAUGAAUAUGUUGUUGUUCUUUGUGGUGUCGCUUACCUGUACAUACAUGUUUUGUAAGUAAGUAAACUUUAUUUAUAUAGCCCCUUUCACAGACAAAAAGUCUUUAAGUGCUUCACAUAAACAAAAAGUUAAAAUGUACAUACGAAUUUAAAAGGCCAAGACAACAACAUUAACGAUCAAAGCAGUCCUAAAAAACUAGACAAAAGCCUGGGCAAAUAAAGGUGUCUUAAGUUGGUUUUUAAGUCAGAGUCAACAGAGUAAGGAGGGGAAGAUCAUUCCAAAGCCCGGGAGCAACAGCCUGGAAAGAUUGGUCUCCUCUGGUCCGAAAAUGAGUGCGUGGAACCACCAGUUGUUCCAUUUUGUUCCAUUUAACAUCAAAGCUGUUGAAUUUUGAACCCAUGUCAACGAGAUUCUGGCAAAUUAUAACUUCAACUUUAAUCUUUUUCAUAUAUAAGUCAUUAUUUUUGUCUGUUCCCCAGAUCCCUUAAACUCUUCUUUAAUUACCUGAUUUUUGUGUGUGUGUGAAACUGGUGAUUCAUUGUGCAAAAAUCUCACAUACACACAUUUGCCACUAUACUUAGCUCAUUAUCUGCUUUGAGCUCAUUCAAUUGGUUUUGAACAGCACUGUCUAAAUGAUCUGAAAGGCUAGCGUGAAUAGUGGUUGUUUGGUGUGUUUGAUUGGUGGUUAAGAAACAUAAACAUCAAAUGGACAGAAGCACCAGCAACUGAAUAAUAAACAUCCUAAAAAGUUAGAAAGUAGUUGUAACUGUUGUGUGCCGUACAGCUGCUGUGCUCUCAGCGCCCUUUGAGGCAAAGAGAGCGAGUCAGAGAAAAGCUUCUUACACAUUUCAGUUCCCAAACAGCACCUUAAUAAUGAAGCUCUGCCCUCAUUUACCCUUUGUACUAACAUACUAUGACAGUGCAGAAGCAUGAGAGGCAUGGCUUGUAAACACACACUUGACUAAGACAUGCAUACACACAUAGCUCUGCCCGCUGUCUUCCCCUUUCUCUACCUCUGUUACUCACUUUCAGGAAUGAAUGGAUUGGCUCCAACAUUGCACCUCUAUAUAAAUUACAGACAAGUGUGAAAGGGGCCUAAAUAUUCCACCUUGACAUGGCAGUAUUUAAUAGCCUAAUGAGAGAGAACUACAAGUAUUGACCUACAUUUUACAGUACAUACAUUUUUCAAAGAACAUUUUAAUUUAAUAUCAUUAAGGGGGAUAAAAUGAUCCCAAUUUAUCAUUUAACCAAGCAGCUCAUAAAAUAAAGUUACUGACUGUGGUUUUGAUAAGCUUGCCUUAAUAUUGAAUCAAGUGUUCUGCUCUGCCUUUUUUAAUUAAUUGAUUUUUCAUGACAGAAUAUGGGAAAAGCUUGGAGGAUGCUGUGAGUGGGGACACGUCUGGCAUGUUUCAGAGGGUUUUGGUGUCAUUACUCACGGUAAGCAUUUAACAGCUCCUGCUUUUAUUUAGUUGUUGAGUGAGGAUUUGUCUGGAUUGAAGGAGUUUUGAUACUCAUGUAAACAUAUGUGGUAACUUGUAAAACGUCAAUAUAAAGCUAUGCUGGAAACAGUUGAUUUUUUAACCAACUUUAGGAGGAGGAAGUGAGAGUUAUUUCUUCAUCAAAUGUCAUUCUCAGCUUUUUUUUCUCUACUAUUAUGCAAUCCUGUGUUCAUUUCCUCAUUUUUCCCCCUGUGUUUCAGGCUGGGCGUGAUGAGAGCGAUAACGUGGACGAAGCCCAAGCUGUCUUGGAUGCCAAGGCAAGACUUCAGUUGCUUUGAGUGGAAGCAUGUGGUUCAAACAUGAGUCUGAGUUAAAAGUCUUUGUGAUUACAGGAGAUCUUCGAGGCUGGUGAGGCGCGGUGGGGCACAGACGAGGUGAAAUUCCUCACGGUGCUUUGUGUGAGGAACCAUAAGCAUCUGCUACGAGGUAUUAAUACAGAACAUUCACACAAGCGUGAAAGUCAUCAAACCAAAUAUCCCUUAUGUGUCUUUUAUCAUGUGAUCUUACUUUCUUUUAUCAGAAAUAGAAUCAGAAUCAUGUAGUUGGACUGUGGGGGUUGUCCUAACUCUCACUUUCCACUUUAUUCAUGCAAAUUUUUUUAAGUUUUGACCUCGAUAACAAAAAAGAGUGAGACACUAAUGUGGUAUUAUCCUUGUCCUGGUGACACAGUUGACCUCAGUUUUAGUGGUAUUUAUGUUCCUCCUGCAGUGUUCGAGGAGUAUCAGAAGGUAUCUGGAAGAGACAUCGAGGACAGCAUUAAGAGGGAGAUGUCUGGCAGUCUUGAGGACGUCUUUCUGGCCAUAGGUCUGUCUGUCCUCCAACAUCCUCCUACAUAAACAGUAUAUAUACACGUGAAUAUACAACAUGAAUAUGCUUUGAAGUGUUUUAAUUUACAGAAAGAAAUAAAGAAAUUCUUGACGUUGUAACGCUUUCAGAUGAUUUGUUGCGAUGAAUAUCACCUUUACCUGAGAAAAUUAAAUUUUUCAGUCACAUGAGGCAAAUAUAUAUGUGUAUUAGGUGCCCAAACUCCUAUUUAAAGUACAGCACAUUUUAAUAAUAACUUCGACUGUAAACUUAAUCAACUAAAUUCACUGUAAUCCUGAUGUGAAAGGGUCGCACCUCAUGCUCUGUUAUUUGUUUUCGCACUGCAGUGAAAUGCAUAAAGAACAAGCCGGGAUUCUUCGCAGAGCGGUUAUACAAAUCAAUGAAGGUAAAUAUAUUAAAGUGAAUGUGCAGACUGCUGUUGUCAUGUUAGAUGUGGUUAGAAAACCAUCAGGGAUGAUGUUUGGUGUCGUAUAAACACUUUUUCCUCUUUUCUGUCAGGGUCUGGGAACCACAGAUACCAUCCUCAUCAGAAUAAUGGUUGCCAGGGCGGAGAUUGACAUGUUGGACAUCAAAGCUCAGUUCUUGAAGAUGUACGGCAAGACCCUCCACUCAUUCAUCAAGGUAAGGGGCUGGAAACUGUGCUGUCAGCAUCGGCUUUGAAAUACAUCAGCUUGUGUUUGAAUUGUUAAAACUUACUAGCACCCUAAUGCAGCUUUAAACUGAGGUGAUGUCUGCUUUCUGAGGUCUUAGAAUUAAGGAGAAUGUGAAGAAGGUUUUACAUGAGUUUGGUUUCAAGAGACUGCGAACAUUUUCUCUCUGCUCCUGCUUUUUGAAGUCUCACAGAUCUCAUUUUCUUCUGUGCAGGGAGACACGUCUGGAGACUACCGCAAAAUCCUGCUGGAGCUGUGCGGAGGCGAGUAG
This is a messenger RNA of Xyrichtys novacula (pearly razorfish), 9561 nucleotides long. NCBI's taxonomy places the organism in Eukaryota, Metazoa, Chordata, Actinopteri, Labriformes, Labridae. The record is from the annotation of a GenBank genome assembly.